AUGACAUUGACUUCAAUAAAGCGACCGCCCUUACCCGGAGAAGAAUAUGGCGAAGGCCAAAGCCGUGUCCAGCUUAAGAAAUCAAUUUUAGAAGUAUUGGGCUUACCGGUUGAGGAUGCAUGGCUUGUACGAAAUAACAUAUACGAGGAUGUCCGCAACAGUAUGAAUGUUUGGUUAGCUAGCGAUAACGAGUUAUACUCAUUGCAAUGGUACACACGAUGUCCAGAGGAAGCAGAUUCCCGCCAAGAUUGGGUAACCUCAAUUAGCAGUCAUAACCAUCGAAAAAGCCUGAUUUGGUUAAGGUCGGAGUGUGUGUCACGCAUUCGACUAGCGAAACACGCUCUAGCACGUCAAGACGUUAACAAAGACGUUAACAAAGACGUUAACCACGAGGUAGUAGUUACUGUAGGGUGGUAUCAAGUUACGCUUACAGAGUUGUUGCAAUAUACCAAGUCGGAAUUGGAAGACCUGAUUCGUAUUUACCGGAACUGGCUGGUGCUUAUAGAGGAAGAUUACAAGAAGCUCGUAAUUAUCGAAACCGACGAUCCUUUAGUAACGGAAGCAAUGGACUUGGAUCAUUGUAUAAAAAUGAACGUAAAAUUUCAGGGGGUUGAACCACGGAUAUCAAAGACAUAUGGACGCUGUUUAAUAACGAAACGAGAUUUAAAAGCUGGAGAUCUUCUCAUCUCAAUGCCUGAAAGUAGCUUAAUAAAUUCAUACCAAGCCUUGUAUGACAGUUUCAACCACAGCUCCGAUCUCAGUGAGGAUGUAAUUAACCAUGUGAAAAUUUCAGAGGCUUUCAUUUGGUCCCUAUUACUUGGUGGAAGGUACCUUGACAACAGGAUGCUUACACCCCCGGAGUUUAUCUCCGAGCACUCUGUACUGGGCGAAUUUUUGAAGCAUCAUGAGUAUCCUGAUGCCUUCGUUCAAGAACAGUUAUUCCUUAUUCUGUUUGUUGCCUGGGAAGCCCUUAAGGGUCCCGAAUCCAAAUGGUAUCCUUGGUUGAGUUUAAUAUCUGGCUACGAAGAUUGUAUUGUGGAAGACGGAUAUGAUAACUUACUUAUAACUAAACAUAAGGAGGUCAUAGAGUUUCUAGAUGAUGAGCGAAUAACUCAGAGUGUCGAAACUGUUACCGACUGCAUCCAAAAAUUCCAUCAAUGGGUGAAAUCGUUCUUAGGAGGACUGUUUCCUAAAACGUUCGAACACGCGUUCGAUGAAGGGAAAUUAACCGAGGAGCGUCUUUUAUGGGCCUGCUGGGUAUGUGAAUCUCGGGAAUUUGAAACCCUGAUUCCGGUCCCGUUACAAUUCAUCAGUAAAUAUAAAGGAAUUGUUGAAAGCGAGGCAGAAAUGGUUCCUCUAAAAGAACAGUUCUUGGGAGAAUUUGAGGAUGCCAGAUUGAUAACAAUGGUUACAAGUAGCGCGGCUGAAGAGCAGGAGAUUGUACCGGAGCUGAAGUUGUUACCAGAUCUUCAUUACCUUACCGAGGAAGCCUUUGGCGGAAGUGACGGAAAGUCAAAUUGUAUUAUAUUGCCUAUCCGACUUGGCUGGGACGUUGCGACUAAUGAACCUGUUGACUCACUUAUUGCGUUUAGCUUCAGGUCGAAAUGCCUUACAAUUAUGCCCAUAAUUGAUUAUAUUAAUCAUUCAAGGAGGGCGCAAUGUUCACACCCUGGAUUUCACGAUAAGGAAUCGAAAAGAUUGUUAAGAGUACUUGAUGUGAAUGAACAAGACUAUCCCGUGGGGGAUGACCUUGACGUGAAGUACAUGGAUGUAAUCCAUGAACUAUUCAGUUCCAACAUUGGGCCGUGCUCGGAUGAGGUGACGAAUCAGGCGACAAAUUUGGUGCGAGAGCUGUCCCUGAGAACAAACUGCGAUAUUCCACAGGGUCAGCAGGUGUUCAUCAAUUACGGUCCCCAUGAGCCGUGGUCGUUUCUAAGGUAUUACGGGUUCAUUGAGCCGGGUCAUGAAUGCAUAACUUUACUUCUGGAACCAGAAGUAUUAUAUGACGAGAAAACCGAUCUUGAACAGCGAUCGUGUAUGCUCAAGGUAUUCAAGGUACCAGAAGAACACCUAAUUACCCUACCAGAGUAUUCUCAUGGUAAGGAGUCUAGGCCUACACCAGCUAUUACUGAAUGUCAUCCCCCCAUGAAGAUGAUGCUUGCAGCUGCUCGAAUUCUCACAUGGCCAGACGUUACUGAUUUGAUUGUGCGUCACAGCGAGGAUGAGAUUAAGAAAUUGGUUUACUCCCAGGAACUCACUGCCACCGACUUACUGGCUUUGGAAUUGCUAAUACACACUCUGAACAUUCAGAUAUUUACCAGACGAGCUGCAAAAUGUCCGCUGUCCUUUGGGAUAAAAACGAUGAGCUGUCAAAGACCAGGUGGUUUCCUCCCUGGGAAACGGCCAUGUGCGAGUUGGUUCGCUCACGGAAGCAUCUCAUUGAGUCCCUGCUAG
This is a messenger RNA of Gregarina niphandrodes, 2454 nucleotides long. RefSeq lists its product as hypothetical. Bases 1 to 2454 code for a protein of 817 amino acids. Gene Ontology annotation, biological process: peptidyl-lysine monomethylation. Lineage: Eukaryota; Apicomplexa; Conoidasida; Eugregarinorida; Gregarinidae. The transcript has a single exon. Gene Ontology annotation, molecular function: protein binding; protein-lysine N-methyltransferase activity. The record is from RefSeq and is a predicted model, not a curated record.